CCGGGGCGCUGCGGCUGCCGGAGCGGAGUCCCCGGGGACCGGGCGGCGGCGGAACGGAGGCGCCGGCUCGGCGGGGCAGCCCGGACGGGCGUUGGCGGCGGCACCGGAACCGGCGCGCGGGGAUGGAGCCGCUGCGGGCGCUCGAGCUGUUCAGCGGCCUGGGCGGCAUGCACCAGGCGCUCAGAGAAAGUUGCAUACCCGCAGAAGUUGUUGCUGCUGUUGAUGUGAACACUACUGCCAAUGAAGUCUACAAACACAAUUUUCCAAGUACACCUUUGUGGGCAAAGACAAUUGAGGGCAUAACACUGAAGGAGUUCAACAGAUUAUCUUUUGAUAUGAUUUUGAUGAGUCCUCCCUGUCAGCCAUUUACAAGAAUUGGCCUGCAAGGUGAUGUAUCUGAUCCAAGGACAAAGAGUUUUAUUUAUAUCCUUGACAUUCUCCCAAGGCUAGAAAGACUGCCAAAAUACAUACUUUUAGAAAAUGUCAAAGGAUUUGAAACCUCUUCUGCCAGAAAUGAAUUUGUACAAACUCUAGAGGCAUGUGGGUUUAAAUAUCAAGAAUUUCUCUUGUCUCCAACUUGUCUUGGCGUUCCAAAUUCUAGACUGCGAUAUUUUCUGAUUGCAAAGCUUCAUUCAGAGCCAUUUUCCUUUCAAGCUUCAGAUCAGAUAUUGACAUAUUUCCCAGAUCAGGAGUCAAAUAACUCAGUGAAGUACAAAGUUCCUCUAGGCUUAGAAAAGGACAAUUCAUCCACACUUACUGAAGAGGAAAACCUUGUGCCAAACUCUGGUUUUGAUUGUGGUGAGAGGCAGUGUUCACCAAAGGAAGCCUUUCUUUUUAAACUUGAAACAAUGGAAGAGAUGAAAAGAAAGCAGAACCAGGACAAUGAUUUCUCUAUGCAAGUACUAAAAGACUUCCUUGAAGGGGACAGUGAAGAAAUGAGCCAGUACUACUUGCCACCCAAAUCCUUACUUCGCUAUGCUUUCCUAUUAGACAUUGUUAAACCCACCUGCAGAAGGUCCACAUGCUUCACAAAAGGGUACGGACACUAUGUAGAAGGAACAGGCUCAGUGCUGCAGACAGCAGAGGAUGUGCAGCUUGAGUCAGUGUUCAAAUUUAUUGAGACAUUAUCAGAAGAAGAGAAGCUUAAGAAACUGUCAACGCUAAAAUUGCGAUACUUUACUCCUAGAGAAAUAGCCAAUCUCCAUGGAUUCCCUCCAGAAUUUGGUUUUCCUGACAAGAUAACAGUGAAGCAGCGCUACCGUCUCCUAGGAAAUAGUCUCAAUGUACACAUUGUGGCUAAACUGAUUUCACUCCUGAUCAGAUGAUUUUGAACCUGAAUUUGAUGAGGAGUACUUCUGUCAGGCCUGCUAACUCAGAAUAUAACUUCCUUUGAGUAACAUAGUGACUCUGAUAGCAGCUUUACAAAAAUCAUUGCUAACUCAAAUCUCUGUCUGAAAUGGCUAGAUAUAUCCUGCUGAACAUUGUAUUUGAACAUUUGAGCUGAUAUUUGUGUUUGAAUAUUUGAGCUGUUGGAGCAUACAGGUGCACUAUUAAAUGUAUACUGCCAACA
Messenger RNA from Alligator mississippiensis (American alligator), 1570 nucleotides. RefSeq names its product tRNA aspartic acid methyltransferase 1 (gene TRDMT1). The transcript is spliced from 11 exons. Gene Ontology annotation, molecular function: methyltransferase activity. The coding region runs from base 123 to 1325 and encodes 400 amino acids. Lineage: Eukaryota; Metazoa; Chordata; Crocodylia; Alligatoridae. The record is from RefSeq and is a predicted model, not a curated record.